Messenger RNA from Tremella mesenterica DSM 1558, 861 nucleotides. RefSeq lists its product as uncharacterized. The record is from RefSeq and is a predicted model, not a curated record. Bases 1 to 861 code for a protein of 286 amino acids. The transcript is spliced from 2 exons. NCBI's taxonomy places the organism in Eukaryota, Fungi, Basidiomycota, Tremellomycetes, Tremellales, Tremellaceae.
AUGGGCCGUCCGAUGUCAGGUCUGGCUCUACCAGUCCUCAAGCUGGCCACCCUGAAGCAUCUGGAGACAACGAUGUUCUCGACUCACAAGGCCGCACAACCUCCUGGCAAGACAGGGGAACACGAUACAAUAGGUGGACAAUUAUCCGAAGCUGACUUGAAGGAGCUAUCCGGUCUGUAUAGGGGCCUGAAGGAUCUAGAUCUUCGUGUCAGCGCGAUCUCCCGUGGCUUGAUACAUAUCAUACAAGAAUACCCACAAGUGGCCCCCGCCAUCAAAGAGCAGCAAACACACCAUAGUCAAGCUGGAUCUAGCAAUGGAACGAGGGGUGUAAAUGCCAAGACUAUUUCAAAAACAACAAAGACGUCCAGACCUCCUCAUGCCGACUCUUUCAAUCCCGGCAGCUCAUUUCUACUGGGUGCCGUGAUGGCGUGGACAUUGCGAUCACUCCUCCAGGAGUACAAGGGUGGUUGGAGGUCGACCUCACGUGCCAAGAGCAACAAGACGUUAACCCCUUCAAAAGGCAGAGCUUCAUCCCUCAUCCCAGGAGCAUCAGCUUCAAUGGGGGAACCGCCUACGGAUUUGGUAGGAAGGAUGUCAGGGGAGCUCAAGGACUUACUGUAUGGUGAAGCUCUCAACAUCCUGUCGGCAUCCAUUAUGUCAGCGUGUAAGCAACUAUUCAAUGAUGGAACAUUAUUACGGAGUGUCACCAAAAGGGUGAUGAAGGAUUUGGUGAGGACUGUGAAUCAGGCAGCUGCUGUGGCACAAUCUUUCCCCAGUAUCACCCCUAGUGUUGCAAGCCCUGAAGAGACAUACAAUAAUCUUGUUAAUAUGUUUGCUCAAGGGGCACUAUCCAACCAAUGA